Messenger RNA from Gregarina niphandrodes, 1197 nucleotides. RefSeq lists its product as hypothetical. Lineage: Eukaryota; Apicomplexa; Conoidasida; Eugregarinorida; Gregarinidae. The record is from RefSeq and is a predicted model, not a curated record. The transcript has a single exon. Bases 1 to 1197 code for a protein of 398 amino acids.
AUGCAACUUUGGGUAUUUAACCGCCUUAGGAUCAAUGACCAAACUGCAACGCUGUUGUUUCACCCUCAAACGUUCCAUCUCUUCUCCCGGGACAACGAAACACAACUUUUUGUCGCUGCAUACGAUAAAUGCAUCUUCAUUCCGCGAUUCGUAACGAUGCUCCACGGUGCCGCUUUCUCCACGAGAGUCCUGGGCGUUAGGAUUGCAUACUUGUUUGGGAAAGAUAACUUUGAUUCGGAGCAUUGCCCGCGAACGACGAAGCCGGUGCAGUACUCGGGUGACCUGGAUCCUUCAACGGCCCCCAUCAUGUCUAAUGACGUGUUGGAAGAUCAUGUGUUGGAGGAUCUUUUUGACUGUCAGAAGCAAAGUGGUUAUUGGCAGCUGAAAGCCAACAUGAAGAGGCAUGGUACCUAUUUCGACAUGGCUGUGGAUUCUGAAAGAAGCCUAAUCGAGCUGUUUGUGUUGCUCAUAGCGGCCAGGACGCGAUCCCAGGCCUACCAUGAAGCCUUGGUUACGGCCCGCCUUCGAGCGUUUUGGUUUGCGGAGAUCGUGUUCCGACCGCCUCCAGAUCUCCGUAAAGAUAGCCAACAGGUAGCCCGUGGGGGUCGCCAGGUUUCUAUUUUCGGACAGCAGGAAGUUUCACCUGCUGUGGAGGACUUUUUGAAAGCCAACGACGACGCCGGCGUAGGAAGCCGUUCAUGUGGAGGCAUUAAUGGAGCCACCAGUUCACGACUGGGACAGGCCGUGGUGGACUUUCUGCAGCCUCUUGUAAGACCCUCUCUCUUGCGCAGCAUUCGCCUCCGUUCGGCUGAGCGGUUGCAUUCGACUGAGCCCUUCCAUUCGAAUGGGCGGAAGUUGUGGCUGCAGCGUAUCCUUUCGUCCGUAGCCAUCGUGCCUGCCCAACUCCUCUUGGACGACCCGAGCAACGAGUUCCAGUCGGCGUGGUUCGACAUCUUCAGCCGGCCUGUGGAAGCCCCGCUCCUCUCCCACCCUCUCCCACUAUUUCGUCGCGAUGAACUGCCCGUUUCGGUCCCUUGCUCUUUUUGUCAUGUGGCAUGGAACAACUUUGACAAUGUGUUGCGCCCGUUCAGCCGCACACAUUUGCUGCACGUGGACUGCGCCUUGCGCUCAUACUACGCCGACUGCAACGGACUCGGUAGUCGACUAAGCAGCGACGCAGACCUGUCCCAUAUGUAG